AUGCACAUCCCUACUCAACUCGUCUCGGCCCUCCAGCUCGACCGCCCCCAGGUCCACUCGCGCAAACACCAUCAUGUCUACAACGGCUCCGGCCGGCUGCCGCUCGCGACGUGGGUCCGGUCCCCGACCAUCAUCACCCUUGAUGACCCGACCGACCCGGCCCACUGCGACAUCAACCACAUUCUCGUCUACGAGGUCGUCCUCUACUUCGGCAGCAACCGCGCCUGCACAAUAUACCGCUCCCGCGCAGACUUUGAGCGCCUGCGUCAGACAAUUACCCCAUGGAAGACGGGCCCGCCCCAAUGCAUCCCGCGCGACCACAACGAUGCUGCGGUGCUGCACCAGCUUCUGCGCGAGGCUUUGCUCCACCGGCCGCGGGACUGUGCGCUCGAGUAUUUCCUGCGACGGCGCAUGGAGGAUUGCGGUGGGCAUCGGUGUUGA
This is a messenger RNA of Microdochium trichocladiopsis, 441 nucleotides long. RefSeq lists its product as uncharacterized. The record is from RefSeq and is a predicted model, not a curated record. Lineage: Eukaryota; Fungi; Ascomycota; Sordariomycetes; Xylariales; Microdochiaceae. The transcript has a single exon. Bases 1 to 441 code for a protein of 146 amino acids.